Bufo bufo (common toad) is the source of this 1094-nucleotide messenger RNA. It is a transcript of the gene SUCNR1, whose product is annotated as succinate receptor 1. The coding region runs from base 48 to 1061 and encodes 337 amino acids. Gene Ontology annotation, cellular component: plasma membrane. Gene Ontology annotation, biological process: G protein-coupled receptor signaling pathway. The record is from RefSeq and is a predicted model, not a curated record. Gene Ontology annotation, molecular function: G protein-coupled receptor activity. The transcript is spliced from 2 exons. Lineage: Eukaryota; Metazoa; Chordata; Amphibia; Anura; Bufonidae.
GUAAAUAGUGGCACCGUACAUGUGGCAAUGAAUCUCUCACCCCAUUUAUGCUUCUCUAUCUGAUGGUAAUGGGUCACCAAAGCACCAACUGUUCAUCAAGUGACUGCCUACUUGAGAAAUACUACUUAUCCACUGUGUAUUCACUGGAGUUUAUAUUCGGGAUUCUUGGCAAUAGUAUAGUGAUGUUUGGCUAUAUUUUCUGCAUGAAGAAGUGGACCAGCGGAAGUGUGUACCUAUUCAACCUGUGCUUAUCAGACUUUGUUUUCCUAUGCACCCUUCCUCUACUGAUUCAAAGCUACACCCACGGGAGCUGGAUGUAUGAGGUGUUCCUGUGCUAUAGCAAUAGAUACUUGCUGCAUGCCAAUCUCUACACUAGCAUACUUUUUCUAACCUUCAUUAGUAUUGAUCGAUACUUGAUUAUUAAGUUUCCUUUUAAAGAUCAUAUUAUGCAGAAGAAGAAAACCGCUAUUGUCAUUUCUGUUGGUGUUUGGAUUGUGGUCAUGUUAGAAAUAGCACCAAUUCUGUUUUUUAUAGAAUUGCGCAACAACAGCCAAUGCCUCAGCUAUGCAAGCUCUGGGAUGGCGUCUUACAGUCUUGUAUACAGUGUAUGCCUCACUGUCACAGGUUUUAUCAUCCCCUUGUGUACCAUGUGUAUAUUUUACGUGAAAAUGGCUGGCUUUUUGAAAACCAGGAGUCAAUCCCUUACAACAUCCUUCUCUCUGGACAAACCUCUCACUUUAGUGUCUGUUGCUGUGAUGGUGUUUUUUUUAUUAUUUACUCCAUAUCACAUCAUGAGAAAUGUCAGGAUUGCAUCACGUAUGGAGGGAUUGCAGCUGAGUGAAGAAGCAAUGAUCACCAUCAAUUCCAUCUACGUCAUCACAAGACCGAUUGCCUUCUUGAACAGUGUGAUAAACCCUGUGUUCUAUUUUCUUAUGGGGGACAAUUUUAGGGAAAUGUUGCUAGCCAAAAUACGGCGCUGUUUCAAAAUUAUGGAAUGCCCCUGCACAUACGAUUUAAAACCCAACUGCAAUAAAUCAAGGGGUUAUACAGAAGAUUCUUAGCAGUAAUAGUUUUUACAUUAUAACUGUAUAUAG